Alnus glutinosa is the source of this 6333-nucleotide messenger RNA. RefSeq names its product DDT domain-containing protein PTM. Lineage: Eukaryota; Viridiplantae; Streptophyta; Magnoliopsida; Fagales; Betulaceae. The coding region runs from base 358 to 5550 and encodes 1730 amino acids. The record is from RefSeq and is a predicted model, not a curated record. The transcript is spliced from 11 exons.
ACCUACCAACAACAACACAUGCUUCCCAUUGGUUUCUUCCUUAUUUCCCUUCCAAAUUCCAAGUAAAUUGCAUUCGGAUAUUUCUUACUUUCCCAUCUCUCUCUCCCCUACGACUUCCCCACUUUAGUACCCACUUCUACGGAGAGAAAGUAACGUUCUUCCUAACUUACCCAGGUCCCAUCUCUCUCUCUCUCUCUCUCUCUGUGCACGCUAAAAGCAUUUGUAGAGUGAGAGAGGCAUGAUUUCUCUCUCUCUCUGGGCCCAAAAAGGUAAUUCUUGAGAGAGAGAGAGCAAGAACCAUCUUCAAUUGGGGGUUUUUUUUCUCUCUCGCAUAGAUCACAAAGGGAGUUACUCCGGAUGGAGUUCGUGGGCAGGACCGUGAAGAAAGCGUUCAAGGGCUUCGGGGUGUUCUCGGGGACCGUGAGAUCGUACGACGCGUCGUCUGGGGUGUUCGAGAUCGUCUACGAGGACGGCGAUUCUGAGGAUUUGGAGUUGUCCGAGGUGGCUUCGCUCUUGGAGGGCAACGAAGAAGCCGGCGCCGGCGAAUUGGCUCAAGAGAAGCCGCGGCUCGGACGGAAGCCCAAGAAGCGGCGUCGUAUCGAGCGGAAGCGCGAGAUUCGAGGCAGGUCAGGUAAUGUUAGCGUGAAUUCGGUGACUGAUGGGAAGGAUUUGAAUGAAAAUUGUGAUUUAAGUAAUGGGUUUGGGGGGAAUUUGACAGAAAGUGUGGGGAUAGGUGGGAAUUCGAAUGGAAAUUGUAAUUUAAAUGAUGGGUUUGAAGGGAUUUUGGAAAUGGGACAUGGGUUUGGGGGGAAUUUGAGAGAAAUUGUGGAGAUUAACCGGAAUUUGGAUAUCAAUGUUGAAGAAACCCUAGAGAAGGAAGGUGGGUUUGAUUUGAAUACUGGGUUUAAUUUAAAUGAGGUGGAUUUGAAUGUUGGGUGUGAUGCACAUGUUAAGUCUGAGGAAAAUUUGAGGAAAAAGGAUUGUAUUGAUUUGAAUUUGGACGUGAAUGGUGAUUUUGAUGAGAAUGGUGGAGGUGAUUUGGGUUGUUCGGAUUCGGGAACCAAGAAGAGGAAAUGUGAUUUUGAUUUGAAUGUGGAAGUUUAUGAGGAAAUUAAGGAUACGGAUGGUGAUGGGGGAGUAGAAUUUAAGGGUAGUAAUUCUUCUGAGAUGAUUGAAGAAAGCCGAAAAAAAGAGAUUGGCGAUGUUGAAGAAAGAUGUGAGGAAGAUGGUGGCUCAAAUGGGUCUUUGGAGAAAGUUAAUUUAGAUAUCAAUGAUGUUAUUUUGACGCAGGGUAUCAGCGGGUCCCCGGGGUCUGCAGUCAGAGAUGCAUCUUUAGGGUUGACUGAAGGAGCUGAGAAGGAAAAUAGUGCUUAUAGUGGAGAUUUGAAGGUCCGUGCUUCUCUUGGUGUUUUGGAUGAUACCUGCAUUAAGGAUUCUAGUUCUAUGGAAGUUCAGUUGAAGGAUGGUCGUUCUGAGGCUGGUACUACAGUUAUUCGUGGGGACCAAGGGGACUUAGGAAGUCCAUGCAAACAAGGAAGUAGCCGGAGAAAGAGAAGAAGACUAUCAGAUAAUUUGGGAUCCACCACGGAGACAGUUUUGAGGAGAAGUACUCGUAGAGGGGCUGCACAGAGUCAUGUUUCGAUGAUGUCAUGUGCUGUCAAUGAUCCAUUGUUAUCUCCUGCGGUUAGUGCAGUAACAGAGGAAAUGGGGGCAGGUUCAGGCUGUGAAGGAUCUAAAAGGACCCGUGUACUUCCUUCAAAGCUGCAAUUUCCCCCUUCUUCGCAAAAUUUGAAUUUAGAUGAAAUUCCCGUUCUUGACCUUUUUGCGGUCUACACUUGUUUAAGAUCAUUUAGUACUUUAUUAUUUCUGAGCCCCUUUGAGUUGGAGGAUUUUGUAGCAGCAUUGAGGUACAUGUCUCCUAGUAGACUGUUUGAUUGCAUUCAUGUUUCUAUUUUGCAAACUCUGAGGAAGCAUUUGGAGUACCUUUCAAAUGAAGGUUCCGAAUCUGCUUCUAAUUGCCUAAGGAGUCUUAACUGGGAUUUGUUAGACUUAAUUACGUGGCCCAUUUUUAUGGCCGAAUACCUACUGAUUCAUGGUUCGGGAUUGAAACCUGGUUAUAGUAUUAGUCAGUUAAAGCUAUUUAAAAGCGACUACUACAAACAGCCUGCUUCUGUAAAGGUUGAGGUACUUCGGUGUCUGUGUGAUGACAUGAUUGAAGUGGAAGCCAUAAGGUCUGAGCUUAGUAGAAGAUCUUUGGCAGCUGAGCUUGACAUGGUUUUCGAUCGGAGUACGAACAUUGAGGUUUGCAAGAAAAGGAGAGUUACAGUAGAUGUUUCUGGUGGCUCUUGCUUGACUGAGGCGAUCGUUGAGGAUGCCUCUGACUGGAAUAGUGACGAAUGCUGCCUCUGUAAGAUGGAUGGAAGCUUAAUAUGCUGUGAUGGUUGUCCUGCUGCAUAUCAUUCAAGGUGUGUAGGAAUUACUAGUGAUCUUUUGCCAGAGGGUGACUGGUACUGCCCUGAGUGUGCAAUAGACAGACAUAAGCCUUGGAUGAAACUGUGGAAGUCACUUCGAGGAGCAGAGCUACUGGGAAUUGAUCUUCAUGGUCGGCUGUAUUUUAGCAGCUGUGGUUACUUGUUGGUGUCAGAGUCAUGUGACACUGAAUCCUCAUUCAGUUACUACCACAGAAAUGAUUUGAAUGCUGUUCUUGAAGUGCUGAAGGCUUCAGAAGUUUCCAAUAGUGGUAUAUUAAUGGCUAUCUACAAGCACUGGGAUAUCUCUUUGAGCUUAAAUGGAGCUAGUAAUUUGGAUUCGCUGAACAAUUCUAUAUGCUCGAACAUUCUUACAAAGGGACAAAACCCAGCUAUUCCAAUGCCCCCGGCACCAUGGACAUCUGCAGAAAUGAAUAUUGUUAAGAAUGAUGCUGAUGAAUCAAGGAAAGUGGAAGAAAACUCUGUUAGUGGAUGUUCUGGUCAUCUUGGCUGUGAGGUUUCCAUGUCUUUGAACUUAUUAGAUUCAAUGACUGCAACUGAAAGUCCAUAUGUAACUUCAGAAGGAUCAGCUGGAACCACGCAAAUGAGUCUCGACAUUCAGAAUUUUCAAAAUCAUGGACGCCACGAUUCAAAUAGAGCUGCUGAGUUCUUAGGUCAUUCUGAAAUACCUGGAAAAAUCCCAUCUCUUGGAGACAGUUCUUUGUCUACCAGCAUAGAUGUCAGACGAGAAAAUAAUACGGAAUCUGCAGGUCCUGGCCGUUACUCCUCUGCCAUAACCUCUAGAAAAGGAGACACAUCACAUGUGAAUGUUGGGAUAGGCUACAUGAACUAUUACAGUUUCGCUCAAACUGCCUCAUCAGUUGCGGAGGAAUUAAUGCGUAAAUCAUCAGACAAAAUUGAUCAAAACUCUGUAAUGUUAGAGGAAGAUAUAGUUUCAGCACAAAUGAAGGCCAUUUUGAAGAAAUGUGCCAAGUUUUGUUGGCCAAAUAUUCAGAACCUAAAUGUAAAUGCUCGGAAAGAGAAGUGUGGGUGGUGCUUUUCUUGUAAAUAUCCUACUGAUGACAGAGAUUGCUUGUUUAUCAUGCAUUUGGGGCCUUUUCAGGAAGGUCUCAAAAGCGAUGUGGUUGGGUUUCAAUCAAAAAAGAAUAGGAAAGACCAUCUCAUAGAUGUUAUAUGUCAUAUCCUCUCCAUGGAAGAUCGCCUGCGCGGGUUUUUGUUGGGUCCAUGGCUGAAUCCACAUCAGACCAAGUACUGGCAUAAAAGUAUUCUUAAGGCAUAUGAUGUAGCGUCUAUUAAGCAUUUGUUGCUCACAUUGGAGUCGAAUUUGCAUCCUCUUGCAUUCUCAACUGAGUGGUCAAGACAUGUGGAUUCUGUUGUUACCGUGGGUUCAGCGUCUCAUGUUGUGAUCAGUUCAUCACGUGCAUCCUCAAAGCAGGGGAUUGGCCGAAAAAGGGUUAGGUCUUCAGAACCUGAGUCCAAUCCUUCAUCAAAAGCUACUAGUGGAUUGGGUAUAUUCUGGUGGAGGGGUGGUAAACUUUCUCGUCAGGUGUUUAAUUGGAAGGUUCUGCCUUCCUCCUUGGCUUCCAAGGCUGCCAGACAAGCUGGGUGUACGAAGAUACCAGGCAUAUUAUAUCCUGAGAAUUCAGAAUAUGCGAAGAGAAGUAGAUACGUUGCUUGGCGAGCUGCUGUUGAGACAGCAUCGAGUGUAGAGCAGCUUGCUUUCCAGGUCAGAGAUCUUGAUUCAAAUAUUAAGUGGGAUGACAUUGAAAACACACAUGCUCUCCCUGCAUUGGACAAGGAAUCUAGAAAAUCAAUCAGAUUAUUUAAGAAAGUUAUUAUCCGCAGGAAGUGCACUGAAGGGGAAGUGGUAAAAUAUCUUCUUGAUUUUGGCAAGAGAAGAGUUCUCCCUGACAUUGUUAAAAGACAUGGGUCCCGGGUGGAAGAAUCCUCUAGUGAAAGGAAGAAAUAUUGGUUGGUGGAAUCUUAUGUUCCUUUGCAUCUCCUAAAAAAUUUUGAGGAGAGAAGAGUUGCCCGCAAAUCUAAUGGGAUGAAAUCUGGGAAACUUCUUGAGGUUGGUAGAGUAAAAAAGAGGUCCUCCCGGAAAAUGGGAUUUUCAUAUUUGUUCUCAAAAGCAGAAAGAUCUGAGUAUCAUCAGUGUGGGCACUGCAAUAAAGAUGUCCUGAUCAGGGACGCUGUGAGCUGCCAGUACUGCAAAGGAUUUUUUCAUAAAAGGCAUGUCAAGAAGUCUGAUGGGGCCAUCACUGCUCAAUAUACAUAUACAUGCCACCGAUGCCAGGAUGGGUUGCGUGCCAAGAUUGAUGCAAAAAGAUGGAAAACUGACACAAAGCGAGGGAAAGUACAGUCACAGAAGCGUAAAAAAGCCUCCAAAGAUUGCAGGCCAGUUCAACUAAAACGUGGUAAAAAAGCCUCAAAGGGUGGACAAAUACAAUCAAAAAACAAUAAAAAAGCUCCACCUGCUGUGCCUCUACGUCGUUCGCCUAGGAAAGCUAAAUGCUUGUCACUGCAAAAUAAAAAGCCUGGAGGACGCAAGAAAGUGAAGCAGAAAAAAUCGAAAAAGACGAUGUAUAAGAAACCAAAGAGACGCACUUCUUGGCAGAAGAAGAGAACACAAGUUUACCACAGUUACUGGCUUAAUGGUCUUCUGUUCUCCGGAAAGCCUAAUGAUGAAAGAGUGAUGCAUUUUAGGGAGAAAAAUAUCCUUGCCUCGUCUGAGAAAUUGUAUGUAAAUCUUGAUCAGCCCAAAUGCCGUCUUUGUGGUGAAGCGGGUUGUGCAUCUACAUUAAGUAAUAUUGCUUGUGAAAUAUGUGGAGAGUGGUUUCAUGGAGAUGCUUUUGGACUCAAUCCAGGGAACAUCGAUAAGCUUAUUGGAUUUAGGUGCCAUGUAUGUCGCAAAAGAGACCCUCCUAUCUGCCCCCAUGUGCUAACUGUGAAAAGUGGAGUGUCCCAGUUGGUUGUUGAGACACAAAGUAAUGCUGUGGUUGAAUGUAAUGAUGAAGUAUCUAACGCUGUCCCACCAUUGAGCGAGAUUACGUGCAAUUGAAAUCCCUUGGCAUUUGAGGGUGAAUACUUCAGUACUGUUGGGGUCUGAUCCAUUUCUUUUCUUAUAAAGAGGAUGAUUAUUAUUUGUCAAGAACCCAUUGGGUUAAAAAGUGAAGGAAUUGAUAAUUGUGAGUGGGUUUAAGAGGUUUCAACUACAGGAUAAGCAGAGAACUUCGACUAAGAAGAAAAACUCUUUGGUUUAGGAAAAGAAAGAUCGAAUAUGCUAGCGGGCAAAGCCAGUAUAACCAAAGUAGAGGGUUGCGGCACCGAAGCACUAUACUGAGAACCAUUCCAAGAAGGAAAGGAAUGUUCGGUAGCAAGGAAGGAGAGGUUUUCAGUAAUCUCAGAAGAGAGCAAUCUAUGAUCGUUGAGGCGAAGAUGCUGGGUAUCCUGUCAGGUCCUAAGUUCUUCCUGCUGGAGAUUGCCCAACAGUGUUAAAUUCAAUCAUAGAACCUUUUUCACAUUCUUUAUCAUGUGGUACAGGUUGUGGUAACUGGUAAGAUACUGACUUAUAGGGGUGACUUGGUUUAGUUUUUAUUUACAUUUGGGACUAACAAUUGAUAGGAAAAGAAAUUGCGAUUUAAGGCAAGACUAGAUGGAAAAACCAAAAAAAAAAAAAACAAAAAAAAACAAAAUUAGUUCAUUUCUGGGGGGAUGUUAGACAUUGUAGAACAAAUACUCAGAUAUUCUUGCGACAUUAGUCAUGAUAGUGCCAGUUUAGAUUAUUCAUAUAUUUGAGUGUAAAAUGAUUAUUCUCAAGAGAAUGAAGCCUGUCUUCCUAGUU